AGGCAUUUGAAGAAGCAAUGCCGACAGUCAACUUUAGAAUUAGAGAGUGAUGAUAGCGAGCAAGAGAAUGACACGACAAUCUUUACAACUCCAGAAACAGUGACAACCCUUCAGUACAUGGAUGCUGCGGAGACUGCUUCCUGCACUGCCGCGGGUGCUGACAAUGCCACCUACAGUGGCCCUGAUAGUGAUGAGCCUGAUGAAAAUGAUGCUGAUUGGAGACUAAUCGACCAUCAUGUCACCUUGUCAUCUGAUUCAGAAAAUGAGAGUGAUAGUAACUGCUUUGAAGAUAUUUUGAGGUCUGGAUUAUUUUAUCGUCAGAAUAGCUUCUGCUAUUGCCCAAAGCCAAAUCCUACCCACUCCUGAAUCCGGAGAGCUGAGAUUCCUGACAAAGAAGUCUGGGCUAGGCUGCCAAUUCGGGUUUUCAGGAAAACAUUGACUGAAGACUUUGACAAGGCCCUUCAAUAUAAAAACAAGCUGAAAUGUUUUCGAGCCCAGAGGAAGAAGAAAUGUCAACCAAAUGGAGCCACAUCACCUCUGAACGUUAUAGAAACGAUGAGGAAGAUGUGUUUGAUGCUGACGGCGAAGAGGAAAUUCGGCCAAAAAAGAAGUGCAGAAAAGAGAAAUUACAGAUCCUCAUCCAGGCACCCCCACUGCCAGUGCUCCCACCAUUGAACUUUCCAAACUCCAGCGAGUACCAGACCACUUCAGCCAGUACCAGCCAAUACUACACCACUCCAAGGCAUCCAGGCCGACCUCACAGCCCAGCGAGAAUCAGCACUUACAGGCUCAGUCCAGACAGGAAUCAUGCAUCUAGCUCAAGCCAGUACCAAACCACUCCAGCCAGUAUGAGUCAGUACCAGACCACUCCAAGAAGCAGCAGGAAUGCCCUUGAAAGUGAACUUUUCCAGUUAAACAUGAAAGUUCAAAAACUAGUUGAGAACCAGGGAGAACUGAUGCGCAUGCUGAGAGGGCUGGCAGCACAGUCUGUGGGGCCAGAAGCUGUGGAUGUUCAAGAUCUCAUUGAGAAGCCUUUCGAGACUCUUGAGCAGCUUAAGACCUUCAGUGAACAGCUCGACACUGAUCUUCUGCUCAGAAAGCAGCUGGUGAAAGCUCUUACUGCUCUUGGUGGGCAGAAUUUGGCAGACACAGUGAGGACAAUGCUGAGGAAAAUUGCCACAAACAAAGUCCUGGAGCAGCUUGGUCUCCGUGGAAAGACAGGCAAAGUGGCAUUUGAGGACUUGCCCUUUUACAGAAUAAUAAUAAAGGCAUGCAGGGGUGUUCACAAACAGACGACCACAGCUGAAGUAGAUUGUGAGCUUGGAGAGGUCCUGAAACUGGCCACUUUUCGAAAGGGAGGUUCAAAGUUUGAGGAGAAGAGGAGGAAUUAAGAGGAAGCGACGGCGAAGAAGGGCAAAGGGAGGUGUACAAAGGAAAUGGACAGUGAGAUGAGUGACCAGGUAAAUGAUAAAGUAAUUAUGCCAAUGUUUUAAAUCAAUUCAUGAAGAUCCCAGUUCUGUGUUGAAUUUGCAAUUAUAAACACUCGAUUGUAUUGUACAUAUGUCCCGGCAAGAAAUCUGCGUUCAAAGAACUCCGGCUUAUUAUUGAUACCCAGAGCCCCAAAAAAGUCUGCGGGCUAUAGAGCGUUUUCUAUUCAGGCUCCAGUACUAUGGAAUGCCCUCCCGGUAACAAUUAGAGAUGCUACCUCAGUAGAAGCAUUUAAGUCCCAUCUUAAAACUCAUUUGUAUACUCUAGCCUUUAAAUAGACCCCCCUUUUAGACCAGUUGAUCUGCCGUUUCUUUUUUCUCCUCUGCUCCCCUCUUCCUUGUGGAGGGGGGGGGGGGGGGGGGGGGGGGGGGCACAGGUCCGGUGGCCAUGGAUGAAGUGCUGGCUGUCCAGAGUCGGGACCCGUGGUGGGCCGCUUGCCUGUGCAUCGGCUGGGAACAUCUCUGCGCUGCUGACCCGUCUCCGCUCGGGAUGUGUACAAAGGAAUAGGACAGUGAUAUGAGUGACCAGGAAGCGACGGCGAAGAAGGGCAAAGGGAGGUGUACAAAGGAAUAGGACAGUGAUAUGAGUGACCAGGAAGCGACGGCGAAGAAGGGCAAAGGGAGGUGUACAAAGGGAAUGGACAGUGAGAUGAGUGACCAGGAAGUGAAGAAGAAGAAAACAGGGAAAGGGAAAAGAACCAAGCAAACGCCAGUGAGACCAGUGAGCAUUGAGCAGGAAGAGAACCAACAAGAAGGGGCAGGAGUACACUGACGCGCACGACCAAGACCACAGCAUUCCAUUUCUAUUGUAUUAUAAUUAUCACUAAUAAAGAAUUAUUGUUGAA
Nerophis lumbriciformis (worm pipefish) is the source of this 2332-nucleotide messenger RNA. NCBI's taxonomy places the organism in Eukaryota, Metazoa, Chordata, Actinopteri, Syngnathiformes, Syngnathidae. The record is from RefSeq and is a predicted model, not a curated record.